Molecule: messenger RNA, 1699 nt
Organism: Diachasma alloeum
Lineage: Eukaryota; Metazoa; Arthropoda; Insecta; Hymenoptera; Braconidae
Gene: Ipp
Product: inositol polyphosphate 1-phosphatase
Exons: 6
Coding region: 406-1527 (373 amino acids)
Biological process (GO): phosphatidylinositol phosphate biosynthetic process
Molecular function (GO): inositol-1,4-bisphosphate 1-phosphatase activity
Source: RefSeq, a predicted model, not a curated record
CGUAAUCUUAAAUUUGUAAAUCACGAUUCUUUAAAUAUUUGCAUAUUUCUUCUAUGUAUUUGUGGUCAGUUGCAUCUGUGAAUUUUGCCGUGGUGUAGGGCCGUCAGCAGUUGGUUUUUGCUAAUUUAUUUAGUAAUUCUGAUCGUUGCUGGCUAUACUUUGGACAAUGCCAUAGGGCAUGUUCGAAAUCUGGAGCUUCUGCUCCACAAGAACGACUCGGAUCGCUGAUUAUUCCAACUCUUUCCAAAGAGGCUGCAAGAUGAUCAGCUGAUUAAGCAGCCAACGUCAGACCGGAGAGGCCUCACAUAGGAAAGUCCAUUAGGCGGCAAGUGCGCGUAGAGGAACGUUCGAAACGCGAGCAAUCGGAUUUUAGGAUUUCCUCCCGAAAGACAUUUGUUUGAAUAGAUGAGGGACAGUGUGAGGCUGUUGGGGGCUCUUCUGAAGGCAUCAGAGAAAGCGGCGAAUAUCGCGCGAGCCUGUCGACAGAAUGAGACACUCUUUCAGUUGCUCAUUCAGGAGAAAAAUGAGGAGGAAAAAAAUCCGAGGUUCUUUCAUGACUUCAAAACACUCGCUGACGUUCUCAUUCAGGAGACUAUUCGACACGACAUAGGAUCGGAGUUUCCAGAGUUAGCGAAGAUGGUGAAGGGCGAGGAGACUAAUGUAUUCAGUAAUACCCUGGGCAAAACAGUUACCGUCGAGGUUCUGUCGACUCGAAUGGAGACCACAAAUUUGCUGGCACAAGUCCUGGAUAAUAAUAUCAUUACGGCUGAGGCUCUCGCUAAUGAGAUCCACCGAGAUGUUGCUGUCUCCGAAGUUCCAGUCGACACUGGAAUCGACGAUUUUUCGUUUGACAUUGACGUCAGCGAUCUCGGAAUUUGGAUUGAUCCCAUCGACUCGACAGCUGAUUACAUAAGUGGAAAUACUUUGGUGGACGAGGCUACCGAUUUGCACUUGAGUGGUUUACGUUGUGUCACGGUACUUAUCGGCGCGUAUUCAAAAUCAACCGGUCUUCCGGUUCUAGGGGUGAUAAAUCAGCCAUUCUAUACGUGCCAGAAUUCCCAAAUCAGGUGGAAGGGCCAUUGCUACUGGGGUUUCGCAGACAGUGCCAAAAACCUCAAAAUGUCCUUCCCAAAGCCCGAAAAAUUGAACAAAGUGAUUGUGGUGAGUCGAUCCGAGGACUCAACGAUCAGAUCAAAACUCACAAAUUGUGGAUUCAGUUUGAUCGAAGUUUCCGGGGCUGGAUACAAAAUUCUCAGUGUUGCCACGGGUCUAGCAGAUGCUUACAUUCUCUCCAGGGGUUCGACGUACAAGUGGGACACGUGUGCACCACAGGCCAUCCUCUGUUCACAGGGUGGUGGUAUUUUGGACUUUGAGAAAUUUACAACGAACUCGGAAUCGACAGAUUUAGAUCUCAAAUAUCACGAGGAUGGGGAAAAUCACGCCAAUCGGGGGGGAUUGAUUGCUUACAGAGAAAAAUGUACGCUUGACCUACUUUGUAAAAGUCUCGUACUCACCACUAAACUUUAAUUCGUCAUUGUUAAUUAAUCUCGAUGUUUAAGCACUCCAGAUCUGUCGAGAUGUCGAUUUUUUUAAAUAACGUGAUGGGGAGAUGAUCUUUCACUUUGAAAUGUCAUCAAAAACUCAUUUUUUGGCCGAUUUUAUUAAAAAAAUUUGCGGCUUUUCUGUUUAUUUUUCUUUA